CGCAGGAGUCAAACCGUUUACUAGUGUAGCAGUAGCUAGUUGUGGAAGAACACCUAGCUAUAUUGUUUGCUCGUAGUUGUAACCAGUACAAAAAUGCUACGGAAAAAAUCAACCAGCAGGGAAAAGAAAAGGAAAAGUUCACAUUCGGAAGAGCAGCAUGUCCACAGAAGACGCAGGUGUACAGAAUCUAGCGUGGAGGUGAGAAAAACAUUGAACACUCAUCCAUGGCAAAGAUGGCUAGCUACGUUGGCUACUUUGUACAUUUUGCAUCCCCUGUCCCAAACAUUUGCGUCUUACACAGCAGAUGUGUAUCGAUACAUCUACCCAGCAGAUAUCUAUGUUUAAAAAAAAAAAUCAUAUUCCAAAUGCCUGUAUCGCAAGAAUCACUUUAAUUUGAUUUUUUAUUCAUGUAUUUUUUGGUCUCCUCGCCUUCGCUCCUUCUGUUCUGUGUGCAGUUUCUCAUUUACACACACACACCAAGGCGCCACUCGCAACAACAAAGUUGAGAUCACUUCUUCCUCUCUGUCCAGCGGUUUCAACUUACUAUUUGCAUUUGAGGUUUGGUCUAACAUAAUCGGUCAUAUCGACACCGAAACAUUAUUUUAAAACAUUAUUUUACUGUAAUAGAGAAGUUAAACUUUCUAACGAUACCCUUUCUAUGUCUCUCCUCAAAUUGCACGCAGAACAGACGAUUAAAACGAGUAUCAAUAAACAUUGAUUGAGGUAAAUGAAUGCUCAGGUUGUCACACGCGGCAUUGCGGUACCACGUACCGCUAGCAGCAUUUUAGCCAAAGACUGUUAUACUAGUUGUCUUUUGUUUUAUAAAUGUGCAACAAACAUAAAACACAAUUAUAUAAGGAAUUGGCAACUUGUUCUCAUCCUGAGAAAUAAGGUAGGCCACUUGAUUACAACAUCUGAACAAAGUGGACAGGCUAGCAUGCUUUUCAAACAGCUGGAGACAGACAGAAGGGUGUGUUCAUAACAAUUUAACUGUUCUGCCUUGUUAGCUAGCGAAUGGAUCCAAGUUGGCUGAACUUGAAAUAUAAAGAUUAGCUGGCUACUCACUAGCACGUGGGCUUGUCCUUGAGACUGUUAAUUUUUUAUAAUGCCUAUUACAAGAAGUUGGUCAUUAUUGACGCCAGGACAACGGAGUCACUGACCACCUUCCGGAGACACUUGAAACCCCACCUCUUUAAGGAAUACCUGGAAUAGUAUAAAAGUAAUCCUUCUACCCCCCACCUGCCCCACCCCCACAAAAACAAACAAAAAAAUACAUAUAUAUAUUUUUAAAUGCAUAAAAACGAUGAUAAAAAAUACAUAAAAGUAAAAAGACACAAAGACACGGCGGUUGGAACCAAAAAUCACCAAUUUGGACUCCAGACCAAAAGACACAUUUCCACCGGUCUAAUGUCCUACAGACCCCCGUGUUCGAUUCCAGGCUGUAUCACAACCGGCCGUGAUUGGGAGUCCCAUAGGGCGGCGCACAAUUGGCCCAGCGUCGUCCGGGUUUGGCCGGUGUAGGCCGUCAUUGUAAAUAAGAAUUUGUUCUUAACUGACUUGCCCAGUUAAAUAAAGGUUAAAUAAAAUAAAAAUCACAUAUUCCCCUCUGAACAGUUGAUGUUGAGAUGUCUGUUACUUGAACUCUGUGAAGCAUUUAUUUGGGCUUCAAUUUCUGAGGCUGGUAACUAAUGAACUUAUCCUCUGCAGCAUAGGGAACUCUGGGUCUUCCAUUCCUGUGGCGGUCCUCAUGAGAGCCAGUUUCAUCAUAGCGCUUAAGGGUUUUGCGACUGCACUUGAAGAAACUUUCAAAGUUCUUGAAAUGUUCCGUAUUGACUGACCUCAUUACAUUUCAUUUACAUUUUUGUCAUUUAGCAGACGCUCUUAUCCAGAGCGACUUACAAAUUGGUGCAUUCACCUUAUGUCUUAAAGUAAUGAUGGACUGUCGUUUCUCUUUGCUUAUUUGAGCGGUUCUUGCCAUAAUAUGGACUUGGUCUUUUACCAAAUAGGGCUAUCUUCUGUAUACCUUGUCACAACACAACUGAUUAACACAUUAAGAAGGAAAGAAAUUCCACAAAUUAACUUUUAAGAAGGCACACCUGUUAAUUGAAAUGCAUUCCAGUUUACUACCUCAUGAAGCUGGUUGAGAGAAUGCCAAGAGUGUGCAAAGCUGUCAUCAAGGCAAAGGGUGGCUAUUUGAAGAAUCUCAAAUAUAAAAUAUAUUUUGAUUUGUUUAACACUUUUUUGGUUACUACAUGAUUCCAUAUGUGUUAUUUAAUAGUUUUGAUGUCUUCACUAUUAUUCUACAAUGUAGAAAACUAAAGAAAAACCCUUGAAUGAGUAGGUGUCUCCAAACCUUUGACUGGAUAGAUAUAUAUAUUAGGGAAAUUCCCAUACAUUUGAAAAAAAUCUAGAUAUGAUUUGUAGGCUAUAUUGCCCAUCCCUACACGCAGGUUAAAAUACCAAAACAAACUGUGAAUCAAUGAUAUUCAUUUGGGGGAAGGUGGAAACAUUUAUGGAUAUUUAGAUUGCUAGCUAGUUUGUCCUGGGAGAUGAACAUUCAGUUGUUAUUUGACCUUUAAAUGUAUAUGGUCCUUUUCUUUUGCUGCAUCUUUAUAGAAUUUGAACCCGGAAUCAUACAAAAUCUUGUCUUUCUCUACUCUGACGAUUUAAUCCACUGGAAACCAAGUUAGUUUGUUUUUAGUACCCCCCUUCCCCCCCUCCAACUUGGUCGGUCUGUUCAUGGUGUAAGAGUUAUAUUUGUAGGGACACAGACCAAUGCAUUUUGAACUUCAGUGGUUGCAUGCGUUCUGCCUUUGACAAAAUGUCGUCCCUCAUUGACUUGGUUACUCCUGGUGGAAAAAACCAUACUGCUAUACGACUCCUUGAAACAGGACUCCAAGGACGAGCAGGCAGAUCUGGAGUUGGAUGAGCCUGGCAGCGACGUCGAGGAGGGAGGACUGGACCUUAGUGUGCCAUUUCAACCCAUCAGUGCCUAUGUUGCAGACAGGCACGAGAUGCUAGAUCAGUGCUUUCACGUGCUUGGGGAGAGCAAGCUGCAGAAGAUGCUGCCUGAUGAACUCAAGGUGAGUGUGUAGUGGAUUCAGGGGUAGUCUGAACGGGACUGGAACCAGGAGUGUUAGCUGUGCAAAGUGCCUAGGUCUAACCUCAUUCCUAACCCAAUCAUGCGUUUGGUCAGCACAUCUGUUCCAUGCUACUUACUGUAAAGAUUGGAUAUGUGUUUUGAUGUAUUGCGAACAAAGCUAUCAGUUAAUAGUAUAGUCACACAGUGCAAUUAGUCAUGUCUUAGUUAUUUCUCUGUUUUUCAUUUGGUGUUGUGGGCAUUUGCCAGUUAUUAAUUUGUGAUGCAUUGAUAGGUUGAAAGUAUAGACGGACCGUGGUCUCCUCCCUCCUCCCCUCUCUCUCUCUCUCUCUUGUUUUCCACAUUGUUCUCUCCUGUUUUGGUUUUACGAAGCUGUAGUCUGGAUAAAAUGUAUUUUUUUUUUUUUUUACAGAACUGUAGUCUGGAUGAAAUCAAGACGUUGUGUUGGGAACAGCUGGAGCAGCUGUCUCAAAGCCACCUCCUUCAGAUACUGGAGGGUAAGCCCAUGGGUCUGUUCAGCAUCACAGGGUGUUGCUCUACUGCUAACCCUGCUGUCUGUCAUUUCUCUUGGUCUGCUGGGUGGUGUUCAGAAGACACAAAACGGGGAAGUAGGCUAUUGCCUGAACUAUUCCAACAAGAAUACUCAUACAUUUUUUUUUAUUUUUUAAAUGUUUUGCUACGUUUUUGCCAUUCUGAACACGACCCAUGUUCACCUCCAUUAAUCUGAUGGCGUGUUUGGUUGGUGUCCCUCAAAGGUGAAGAGCUGACUGGUUCAUCUGGAGAAGAAGGGGAUAAAAAAAAUGCUGCCACCGAUAGCCAGUGAGUAGAACCUGCAUUUUUAAAGCAGCGUAGUACUGCUUCUUACCUUUUAUCAUCAUUUUUGCUAUUGUCGUCAACCUGCGAGCGAGAAACCAAUUGUAAGACAUGGCGUUGUACACACACAACAGCCAAACUGCUUUAUUUGCUGUAAAAAGCUAAUUUGCGUUCUACAAACAAUGUUUUUACUCUUGUGGAUUUCUAUUGCUUGGCUACUACUGCUAUUUAGGCUUGGUUGACAUUUUGGCGCUAAUUGCAGGUAGAAAUGUAAACAUUUGUCAUAAAGUGAUUUAAUUCAUUGUAUCUGAUUUGAUUGGUCAAUGUUAGUCCGGAAGUGAUUAAACUGAAAGUGUUUUGUUUUUUCUGUGAAGGCAGGAUAAUAAUGUGGAUUCCACGUCGUCCCUCAAAGAGAGUGUUGAAGUGGAGGAUAUCAAGCAAGGUACUGGUAGCUAAUAUAUAGGCAUAGUCUAAAAGGGCCCACACUUCGCUCUCAUGUCAGAUUUAAAGGAAAGUGCAUGCACUUACGAUGCAUCAAGGAACAUUUUUUGCUCUACUUAAAGUGCAUUAUCUUGACUGCUGACAUGCUUAAUUUUUUUGGGGGGGUAGUAUUAACCCUUUAAACACAUGGGAAUUGGCCUCUAUGGGAAUGUUUCUUACAGAAGAAAUAUGAAAAGUAUAUGCAUAACCAUGGUAGCAAUUAAAAGGGAACAGUUUGGCGAUCAUGGGAAAAUUAUUAGACUAAAAGUUGAGGACACAACAGUUCACCUGACAAGACUGAAUCCAAACAUUACACUGUUGAAUUUAUGUGCAUUUUACAUUUACUGUACUUUUCUCCAAAUUUAUUGAUCACGAAAUCUGAAAAUAUUCUGGAUACAUUCAGUAACGUGAUAAGACUAUUCCUGGAAAAUGUGGGGUAGGUGCAACAUAAGACAAACACAAUGACAAGGGUUUGAGUGAGAAGACUAACUGGUGUCUCCAAGUGGCCACACAUUGCUCCAAAGUGUGCACAGUUCUUUACAUUUUAGUCAUUUAGCAGACGCUCUUAUCCAGAGCGACUUACAGGAGCAAUUAGGGUUAAGUGCCUUGCUCAAGGGCACAUCGACAGAUUUUUCACCUAGUCGGCUCGGGGAUUAGAACCAGCGACCUUUCGGUUACUGGCACAACGCUCUUAACCACUAAGCUACCUGCCGUCCUUAAGCAAUUUCAAUGCACAAAGAACAGUCUUCAACUAUAAGGUGCUUUUUCGAGCUCCUAGCUGGGCCGUUGAGGAACUAGAGCAAGGUUCUUCAAUUCCGGUCCUGGAGGGCCGAAACACCUCUGUUUUUCAUCCUCUCCUUCUAAUCAGGGGCUAAUUCAGACCUGGGACACCAGGUGAGUGCAAUUAACUACCAGGCAGAAAUAAAAAAACAGAAGUGUUUCGGCCCUCCAGGACCGGAAUUGAAGAACCCUGAACUAGAGCAAGCAGACUUGUAGUUAUUUAGUUUGGAACAAAGCCCCUGGAUUCCCGACAUCAUACAAUUUACUGUUUGCACAAUCCAAAAAUGGUCCUUUUUAUAAAUCGCAAUCUGGAUCAGGUGGGCGUGAUUUGAAAGUUGUUCUAUUGCCAACAUGACUACCGAAGUUAUAAAAUACAAUCUUACAGUGUUAGGCUUUCACAAGGCAAUUCAGGGAAACGGAUUGUGAUUUUUGGAGCGGCAAAUCUUCUUCACAAUAAAAAAACAGGCCCAUUCUGUUCAGGACAACCCAGGGUAUGACGACACAUAAUCUUGUAACUGUACAUCAAACAUAGCUUUCAUGAACGUUGACACUGUAUAUGACAUGAGUUUUAUAAUUCGUAAAUUGUGAAGUGCACAUUUGGACUCACGGGUGUUUGGCUUGCUUGUAUGACGUCAAAGCGGUAUUUAUUAUAAUCAACGUAUCAUCUUUCAAAAUACAUUGAGUCCUCUUAAUGUACAGCAUUUCCCCUCACUCAGACAACAAACAUUUUUCGAAAAUUGCCCAAUCAGCAGAAGGGAUUGGGGACAACUUGUUGUGCUGAAGUUCAGAACGGCUGUCAGUCAAAACCCCCUACAGAGCUGUGAAGCAGAGACCCUGAGGUCUGACGUCUUAUAUAGCAUGUUACUCUACAGCCAGUGUUUUAUCAGUGUCCAAAUCUGCCAUUUCCAACCUGUAUACGGGUACGAGUGUAAAGGGUUAACAGUAGAUUAAAGCGCAAGACUAAAUAAACCUUUGCUCACCAGAAUGUCAUAAAUGAUUAGAAUGAAUGCUUCAAUCUAGUUGACGCCGGUAAAGUUUUCUGUCGUCUCUGCAGGGGUGGUAGAUGAUGAGUAUGACGAACAGAUUCCUUUUGACCCAAGCUGAUUCCUGUCACUUUAUCUGCAGAAGGUGGUGUCUCGGAGGAGAGCGACGUCCUUAGCAUCAACGCCGACACCUACGACAGUGACAUCGAGGGACACAAAGACGAGCCGUCCGAAAAAACAGAGGAAGCCGCCGGGACCAUGGACGUAGUUGCCGGGGCAACAUCUGACCCCGGCCCCUCCGCAACCCCAGCCCCUGCCGAUGGGAAACCAGUUGCGGACAAACCCCCCGAACCCAAGAAGGAACUCCAGAAGGACAUAGACAAAAGCGUUAGCGAGAUCCUAGCCUUAGCAUCGACGCCUAACCAGGAAGAGAUCCUAGCUUUAGCAUCGACGCCUAACCAGGAAGAGAUCCUAGCCUUAGCAUCGACACCUAACCAGGAAGAGAUCCUAGCCUUAGCAUCGACACCUAACCAAGAAGAUACUAAAAAACUGAUGGCGCUGCCGCUAGCCGCUGCUCCAGAGGCCCCCUUGUUGGUUACGAGGUUACCCGCUCAGAGUGCACCCGUCCCUGGCCUAGCUCCUGCACCAAGCCAGCCCUCAGCACAGCAGCUGGAGCUUCUGGAGCUAGAGAUGAGAGCCAGGGCCAUUAAGGCCCUAAUGAAAGCGAACGAUGUGAAGAAACAGAUGUUUUAG
Coregonus sp. 'balchen' is the source of this 6909-nucleotide messenger RNA. The record is from the annotation of a GenBank genome assembly. NCBI's taxonomy places the organism in Eukaryota, Metazoa, Chordata, Actinopteri, Salmoniformes, Salmonidae.